Messenger RNA from Dissoconium aciculare CBS 342.82, 1754 nucleotides. RefSeq names its product RmlC-like cupin. The record is from RefSeq and is a predicted model, not a curated record. Bases 450 to 1526 code for a protein of 358 amino acids. The transcript is spliced from 2 exons. NCBI's taxonomy places the organism in Eukaryota, Fungi, Ascomycota, Dothideomycetes, Mycosphaerellales, Dissoconiaceae.
GAGGACGCCCACUCGGAGAUCUGCACCCCACACCGGCACGCCUGCGCCGCCUCAAAUUAAGUUCUAGAUGCGGAGAAGCAAACCGACCAUGACCUGUCAGAAGAGGGGGAUGUGUACAUACAGACCGCGGUUAUUUUGCUCGCGAGCCAGGUACACAGCACAACGGCCACGCGAUGCGAAUUGAAAAAUUCGCAUGGAUCGCCCACCACCAUAGCAUCGCUGGAGCGGCGCCGACGAAGCUUAGUUCGAUGCCGGUGAGCAAAGGUGUCAUCACGCAGGCAGAUGCUUUUUCCCUUCCCUCGCCUCGUGGACCAGUCAACCGCGGCGUAUAGAGAGGGUGUGCGCAUCUGGUGUCCGCACCAUGUUUGCGACAACGACAGCACUCCCCAUCCUGCGUUGACGAAUCCAUUCAUCCGCAGCCUUUCCACGUCCCAGCCGUCUGGACGGCGAUGGCUCACCAGUUCGGCGAGAACAGCAUCGUUAGUGCCGUCGAUGUUCCUCCCGGACGCGCCGGUCAGCCCUACGUGAUUUCAUCCCAGGAGGGCGAGCUUAUCUACGUACCUUUCUCGCGGGCCUUGACGCGUCUUUUGGUUACGGCAAGAGAGACCGACUAUGCUUUCGCUGUGGUCGCGCGCAGCGGCAGCCAUGGCGAUGUCACGGGCUUCUAUUCGCAUCGACGGGCGCAUGUCGUGUUUAUAUGCCUCAAAGGGAGCAUGCGGUUCUGGGUUAAUGAUCAGUGCCGGACGAUGACCGCGGGCGACUGUGUCAGCGUACCUCCGGACACCUUGAAGCAGUACCAGAUACUUGGUGAUCACUCCGAGUCAAUAUCUUUCUUCUCGCCCGGCGGCGGUGAGGAGUUCUUCCGCUUCGUUGGCGAACUCACGACAGGUCCUUUCUGGCCUCUGCAGGACAAUCGUGAUGCAUCAGAAGCGCUGGGCUACAAAGUCAGCGCCGCGAUGCAGCGGUACAACAUGCAGUUUCAUCAUGACUACAAAUCUGUUGAUCCAUCACUAUGGAGGGCCAGCGAUGCACAGCUCCCCGGCCGAGCCAUACCUUAUUUCCUCCGUAGCGCAUCCGGCCCGGCCUACCUCAUCGGCGGGACAGUAUGCAGACCUCUAAUCACAACACGAGAGUCCAACGACCAAUUCUCCGUCGGCAGCAUCGAGGGCUCAUCGCAUCAUUUCGACAAUUACGUGUUUGGCAAAACCGGCAUGAUGCGCUUCGUCGAGGCGCAGCACGCCUUUCUGAUCGUGGAGGGAGUGGUGGAAUUCGUCAUCGGAUCCUGUCUACCGGCACUCCUACCUGCUGGUCAGGUCAUCUACGUGCCACGCCUGACCGAGUUUGCGAUCCACUUUCGCUCACGGUUUGCGAAGAUGUACGCGUUCGCAAGUGGUGCCGGCUUGGUGGGAUUGAGCUGCAAGCUGGGCGACGAGUACGAUCUGCCGAUGCCGCCGAAUCGGUCGCAGCCUGUCGACUUGCGUGCUCUGCAGGCAUUGCAGUAUGAGUUUGGUUUUCAGCUAUGCUGAGGGAUGUUCUUGCCGAGAGCAGGUUCUUGAAGGAAGAAAGGAAAAUCGGCGAGUCCUGGCUUUGAUGAAGGCUGGGCUAUGAAUACAUAAUGGCAUUUGUGCGAGAUGGUUUUGGGGCAGAUACGUAUUUCGGGUUCAUGCCCGUUGCAUAUAUCAUGGCGGCGGUGGCGAUGUUCUAGUCGAAGAUACCCAGAAAUGAAUUCAGGCGAGGAAAGCCUGCAGCAUGGA